Molecule: messenger RNA, 1623 nt
Organism: Chironomus riparius
Lineage: Eukaryota; Metazoa; Arthropoda; Insecta; Diptera; Chironomidae
Source: the annotation of a GenBank genome assembly
AUGAUUAUUGCCGUAUUUUUAACAACUGUUUUAAUUGUGUUCUUAAUUCAGUGGUAUUAUGAACGAAAGAAGUAUUAUAAAUUUGCUGACUUAAUUCCUUCAGCCAAAAAUUAUGGAAUUUUAGGACAUGGACCACACUUUUUGGGGAAGAACGAUGAAGGGCGUUUUAAAUUGCUUCAUGAUUUGUGCCUUAAAUACAAUCAUUUAAUAAAAUUAUGGCUUGGACCAGCAAUUUUGUGGGUCCUUGUGAACGAUCCAAAAUCAAUCCAGAAAGUGCUUUUGUCGCCUGUGUGUCUUGAGAAGCCGUUUUUCUAUAAAUUUUUACGGCUUGACUCAGGACUAAUAUCGGCGAAAUAUGAUGUCUGGAAAAUCCAUCGUAAAUCCCUCAACUACUCUUUCAAUCUUCGAAUUCUUCAAACAUUCAUCCCGAUCUUCAUCGAAAAUGCCCAAAAAUUGGUAAACGAUCUUGCUGUAAAUAUUGGAAAGACCAAAGAAUUUGACAUGCUUGCCUACACAUCGAAAUCUGCCCUCAAUAUGAUAUGCGGCACUUCAUUUGGACUGGAUAUUAAAAACAUUACAAUGGGUGAUGAUGUGUUUCAUGCUCUUGAAAAGCUGAACAGAGCAAUUUCAGCUCGCAGUCAAUCAUUCUUCUUAUACUCGGAGCCAAUUUAUCGGAUGUCUAAAUACUAUCGUGAUGAAAUGGAGAGCCGUAAUGUUUGUUAUUCAUCAGCCGAUAUGAUCAUAAAAGUUAAACGUAAGGCAUUGGAGGAUGAAGAAAGUGCCGAUAACAAUGACCAUGAGCACAAUGUGGAUACUGAUGAAUUAUAUCGUGAGUCACUGGAAAGAUUUCCACAAUUGCGAUCACUUAAGAAAGAGGACGUAAUUGAUCAAAUAAAGGCGAGUCUACAAAAGAAGGUCACACAAGCUGGCGAUGAAGAUAUGCCAACAAGAAAAAUUUUUAUUGAUCAUGUAAUUUGUAAUGAUACCAAGUUUACUGACAAUGAGAUUCGCGAUCAUGUUUAUACGGUGGUUGCUGCUGGAAGUGAAACUACAGCUUUGCAAACUGCACACACUAUCAUGCUCCUUGCCACCCACCCAGAAAUUCAAGAACGUGUUGUUGCUGAGAUUAAGGAUGUCUUCUUCUCAGAUGCAGUUGAAGUCAAUUAUGACAAUUUAGUAAAAUUGGAAUAUCUUGAAAGAGUCGUAAAAGAAUCACUUCGAUUAUGCCCAGUCGUUCCAGUCAUUGGAAGAGAAACGCAAGCACCAAUAAAGAUUGACGAUGACAUAGAAAUACCAGCUGGAAUCACGUUACUCAUCAAUUUCUACACAUUACAUCGACGACCUGACAUUUGGGGAGAUGAUGCUGAAGAAUUCAAUCCGGAUCACUUCUUGCCUGAACAUGUUGAAAAGAGACAUCCAUACAGUUUCCUUCCAUUCAGCGGUGGACAACGCAACUGCAUUGGUUAUCGGUAUGCAAUGAUUGCGUUAAAGACCCUCCUCGUCCAUUUACUAACAGCAUACAAAUUCUCAUCAUCAAUGACGUAUAAAGAUUUAAGAUUCAAGACAGACAUCAAUCUUAAGUUAUGCACAAAACAUUUAGUCAGCAUUGAGCCUAGAAACUAA